Messenger RNA from Solanum tuberosum (potato), 590 nucleotides. Its product is annotated as codeine O-demethylase-like. Lineage: Eukaryota; Viridiplantae; Streptophyta; Magnoliopsida; Solanales; Solanaceae. The record is from RefSeq and is a predicted model, not a curated record. Bases 2 to 583 code for a protein of 193 amino acids. The transcript has 2 exons.
CAUGGAAGAAUACUCUAAAGAAAUCAAGAACCUCGCAAUGAUCAUCGUGUGUCAAUUGGCAAAGGCUUUAAGGAUGGAUGAAAAAGAAAUGCAAGAUCUAUUCAGUGAUGGUAUGCAAUCAAUGAGGAUGAAUUAUUAUCCGCCUUGCCCUGAAUCAGACAGGGCAAUUGGCUUAAGCCCUCAUUCUGAUGCGGAUGCCCUCACCAUCCUUCUCCAGCUCAAUGAAACUGAAGGUCUCCAAGUCCGAAAAGACGAUAUUUGGGUACCUAUAAAGCCCCUCCCAAAUGCUUUGAUUGUCAAUAUUGGCGAUAUGAUGGAGAUAGUAAGCAAUGGUGUUUAUAAGAGCAUUGAGCAUAGGGCAAUUGUAAACUCAAACAAAGAGAGGCUAUCUGUUGCAGCAUUCUCUACCUUCAAUCUUGAUUCCAAAUUAGGACCUGCACAUAGCCUCAUUGGACCAAAUAAUCCUCCAAUUUUCCGAAGAGUUCUUGUGCAAAACUAUUUACAGGAUUUUUUUGCACGAAAACUUGACGGAAAAUCGUACCUUGAUUUCAUGAAGAUAGAGGCAAGGAAUGGAGAAUCCUAGGUAGCAU